Messenger RNA from Leptidea sinapis, 2203 nucleotides. RefSeq names its product oxamate amidohydrolase proenzyme-like. The record is from RefSeq and is a predicted model, not a curated record. The coding region runs from base 141 to 1718 and encodes 525 amino acids. Lineage: Eukaryota; Metazoa; Arthropoda; Insecta; Lepidoptera; Pieridae. The transcript has 2 exons.
AUUUUGUGGACUUCUCCUCAUCAUCAAUCAGUUACCUAUUGUGCCACAUUGUAGUUUUAACAAUAAUUCUACCACAAAAUACAUCGAAUUAAAUAGAAAUUUGUACAAAAGAAGACAAACAAACUCUACGAGGUACUACUAUGGACUUUAGUGUUAUGGCGCAGGGUGGCAUGGUGGUAACGCCCCACCAUCUAGCAUCUCAAACUGCGAUUAUGAUACUGCGGCAAGGUGGCACAGCGAUAGAAGCAAUGGUGGCAGCAGCCGCUACAAUAGCCGUUGUGUACCCGCAUAUGAAUUCUAUAGGUGGAGAUGGUUUUUGGCUUAUCGUACCGCCUAAUGGUGUCCCAGUGGCAAUAGAAGCAUGUGGAGCUGCAGGCAGUCUAGCCAAUCUAGAUUUCUUUAAAGAUAUGAAAUACAUACCUCAUAAGGGUCCAAAAUCUGCAAUAACAGUAGCUGGUACAAUUGGCGGUUGGGCAGAAGCACUAAAUUAUGCUACGGAAAAUGGCCACAAAACAAUUCCUAUAUCUGAAUUAUUAGCAGAUGCAAUAAAGUACGCAGAACAGGGAUUUCCAAUAUCAUCUAGCCAAGAACGAGGUAACAAAAGGUAUAAUACCACAUAUUCAAACAAGGAGUUCAAACAUACGUUUAAGCCAGAUAUCAUGAGAUUGGGUGACGUGUUGUACCAAAAAGAACUUGCAAAUACAUUGAAACAGCUGGCAAAUGAUGGCUUGGACAGUUUUUAUAGAGGUGAUUUAGCAAAAGUUUUAGUAGAAGACAUGGCUGCUCUUGGGAUGCCUAUAACUGAAGCAGAUCUUGCAAAUUAUAAAGCAAUUAGGAGAACACCAUUAAAACUACAGCACACAAGUGGAGAACUUUUUAAUUUACCUCCGCCAACUCAAGGUGUACUUUCGCUGUCUAUAUUGGGUAUGCUUGAUGAAUUACAUAUUGACGGUAAAAAUGAAAGUCAAUUUGUACAUGCUGCUGUUGAAGCUACAAAGCAAGCUUUUCUAUUAAGGGAUAAAUAUAUUACGGACCCUAAAUAUAUGACCGUAAAUGCUCAAUCGUUGCUUUCAAAUCAAUCAAUAAAUAAAAUGACCCAGCAGAUUAAUUUAGCUUAUGCAUCUUCAGAAGGAAAAGGAGUUGGUCCUGGGGAUACUAUAUGGAUGGGUAUAAUGGACAAUAAGGGCUAUUCAGUUUCAUUUAUUCAAAGCAUUUAUCAUGUCUACGGAAGUGGUGUAGUUUUACCAAAGACAGGGAUCUUGUGGCAAAAUCGUGGAAUUUCGUUUAAUUUAAAAAAAUAUCAUAUAAGAUGCUUAGAGCCGGGAAAGAAACCAUUCCAUACAUUGAACCCAGCAGCUGCCUUACUGAAUGAUGGCCGAAUAAUGAUUUACGGUUCCCGUGGAGGUGAUGGCCAACCGCAGUAUCAAGCUGCCAUCUUCCACAGAUACGUUGUUCAAAGGAUGAAUUUAGAACAAUCAGUGUUUGCGCCAAGGUGGUUAUAUGGACCAACUCAAGACCAUGAAAACUAUACGUUAGAAAUUGAGAGUAGAUUUAGUGAAGAAACAAUAAAUGAACUUAAAGCUUUAGGACACAAUGUCAAAUUGUUACCAGACUUUUCUGAGGAUGUAGGACAAGCCGGUGCGUUAGUCAGACACAAAAAUGGAAUCUUAGAAGGUGCUUGGGAUCCUAGAAGUAAUGGUUUUGCUGUUGGUUUCUGAUAUUUAGUGUUUGCAAAGAAUAUUAUAAAAAUGGAAUAUAAUCCACUUUUUACAUUUGCAAAUGAUUAAAUAGCUUCCUAAAUAUUACUUAUAUUAAAUAAUGCAAUACGUACAUAAGUUUUACAAAUCGCUCUUUUGUUUUGUUUGUAAUACUUUUAUUUAACAAAAUCUGAUCUGAAGUAAUACUCACUCAAUACUUUUGUAAAUUAAGUACUAUUCCUACCUCAAUGAAUAAGGGAUAAAUCGUUGCCAUCGCAAGCAUCAUAUUUAAAAAAAUAGAUUGCAGCAUGGUAAUUAACGAUAGUCGCUCGAAUAUAGUUCUUAAUUUAAAUAUUGUAAUAUUGUAUUAUUAUUAGUUGUAUUGUAGUUUAAACUUCUUGAAUCUAAUCUUAUUUGAAUCAAUGCUCAUCUACAACUUUAUUAUUAUAAUUUAAGUAAAUAAUCGUAUUAUAUACUGAAGAAUAAUAAACGAUACACAACACAAA